CUCAAACUCAACACCUUCUCAUACGGGGUUUUCCUUGUUCUGCAUUUGGAUGACAACCAAAGUUCAAAAACCCUUCCCGGCGGCGAUUCAAACAGAACUGAAUUGGGAUUACAGUUUGAAUGAAGCCACUCAUCAGCUUCAGUGCAGAAAACUCUGCAGCCGAAGCUCCCAAGGUAACCCUUUCGUUCCGAAAGACUUGAUAUUUCCAUUUCAUUCAGCAGAAAGUCUUGGCAUUUGAGCUUCUGUAGUAAUCACUAGGCUUGGAAUCUCAUCAAACUGGUGAUGACCCAUUUGAAAAAAUUCAGAACAGCAUCCGUUCUCAAAUGGGUUUCUUCCAAUUUUGAUGAAAACCACCUUAGAUCAACAACCCCACUUCACCCAAUUGGGUAUUACUUUUUCCUCAAUGUUCAAAACCCUAGGUUUUACAGCACCAAAAGGGCUCCUCGUGUGACUGAAAGUCGCGAAAACCUGGAUAAAGCUUUGAUUGGCAAUGGAAAACAGUUAAAAGAAGCGCAAGCUGCAUUGCUGGAUUACUUGUAUUGUACUAGAAGCUUACAGUUUGGGGAUGCUGAGAAUAUGAGUAAAAACUCCCCACAUUUUCUCAGGAAGCUUCUUAACUGCGUUGAUAAUGAAACGGAAGUUGGUCCUUCAAUUGCCCGGUUCUUGCGUUACCACCCUAUCAAUGAGUUUGAACCUUUCUUUGAGAGCCUGGGCUUGAAUCCUUCCGAGUAUGUUUCUUAUCUUCCGCGGAAUUUGAUGUUCUUGACUGAUGAUGGUUUGUUGCUACAUAAUUACACGGUUCUGUGGCGUUAUGGAAUUGCACGCAAUAAGAUCGGAAAGAUAUAUAGAGAAGCAGCAGAAGUCUUUCGAUAUGAUUUUGAGGUUUUGGAAUCAAAACUUCAGGCUUAUGAAGAACUAGGUAUCAGCCAAUCUGCUUUGAUUAAGUUCAUUGUUGCUAGUCCUUAUCUUUUAAUUGGGAAUGUGAAUGCGGCAUUUGUUGAGGUAUUGGAAAGAUUGAAGAGUUCUGGAUUUGAAACCAGUUGGAUUGUGGAGAAUUUAUUGGAAGAACAUUCUUAUAACUGGAGUCGGAUGCUUGAAGUUCUACAUUUGUUUAGUGAGAUGGGCUGCAGCAAUGAGCAAUUGGGUCAACUAAUUGGUGGGCACGCAGAUAUUUUAUUUGAGGCUUCAGGGGAAACAACAUUUUCAUUAAUUGGGUUCUUACUGAAAUUUGGAUCCACAAUGAGCGAGAUAUAUUCAGUGUUUCUACGGUUUCCAGAAAUUCAAGUUAUGAAAUAUUUCUUGAAUUUGAGAAAAUGCAUUUUGGUCUUUAAUGAGAUUGAGAUGGAGGCUGCAGAUAUUGGGAAGAUUAUCCGUUCUCAUCCCCUGUUACUGGGUUCAUGUUCUAUGAAAAGAACUAACAGCUUACUUGCUUACUUGAAAGUCGGAAAGAAGCGCCUGUCGAGGUACAUACAGGAGAAUCCAGAAGAAUUAAAAAAUUGGGUUUUGGGUAGAAGAGUUGUGCCACUUCCAAAUGUCAGAGGGGACAACGCUCAGAAGACUCAGUUCUUGUUAGACAUAGGCUUUGUAGAGAACUCAGACAAAAUGAAGAACGCACUAAAGGUAUUUCGAGGAAAAGGAACGGAGCUCAAAGAAAGAUUCGAUUGCAUUGUCAAUGCUGGUUUGACAAGUGAGGAUGUCUGUGAAAUGAUUAAGGUAUCCCCGCAAAUACUUAACCAGAGAAAGGAUGUGUUAGAAAUGAAGAUUGAUUUUCUUGUAAAUCAUUUGGGUUAUCCUGUGUCAUCUUUGGUGGACUUUCCGUCUUUUCUUGCCUACAGAAUUAAAAGGGUCAAUCUUAGGGUAUCGAUGUACAAUUGGCUCAAGGGUCAAGGAACAGCAGACUCUAAGCGUGCCUUGGGCACCAUUAUUGCAAUGUCAGAUGCUAAGUUUUUAAGGCUAUAUGUAAAUCCUCAUCCUACUGGUCCGAAAGUUUGGGAAGAUUUCAAGAGUAAAAUUUAUUCCUCAUAAUAAAAAAGUCUUUUCUUCUA
Pyrus x bretschneideri (Chinese white pear) is the source of this 2045-nucleotide messenger RNA. Its product is annotated as transcription termination factor MTEF18, mitochondrial-like. Gene Ontology annotation, molecular function: double-stranded DNA binding. Bases 283 to 2025 code for a protein of 580 amino acids. Gene Ontology annotation, biological process: regulation of DNA-templated transcription; chloroplast organization. The record is from RefSeq and is a predicted model, not a curated record. Gene Ontology annotation, cellular component: chloroplast. The transcript has a single exon. Lineage: Eukaryota; Viridiplantae; Streptophyta; Magnoliopsida; Rosales; Rosaceae.